Brenthis ino (lesser marbled fritillary) is the source of this 1332-nucleotide messenger RNA. The record is from the annotation of a GenBank genome assembly. NCBI's taxonomy places the organism in Eukaryota, Metazoa, Arthropoda, Insecta, Lepidoptera, Nymphalidae.
AUGGCAGACAAAAUCAAAAAGUUCUUUCAAAAGAAGAAAGCAGAUGCUAAAUUCAAAUUAGCAGGACCUGGCCACAAGUUGAGUGAAUCAACAUUUAGUCAGUCCUCGAAUUCAUCUAAAAAUGUUCCUGUUGUUAAAAGAUCAGGGUUAUCUGAGGAGAGUAAGGUGGCUGCAGAAGCAGCUUUGGCAAGGCUGCAACAAAAAAGAGAUAAUCCCGCAUUCAAUACUUCUUUAGCAGCAAUAAAAGCUCAAGUAAAAAAAGAACUAGAAAAUGAAAACGCUACUAACUCGAAUUCCUUAAUCGAAACUAAAGAAAAGGAAAAAGCCGAAUCAGAAAUAGAAGUACCUAAGAAUUUUGCUGCUUCAGGAGUUUACUUUAAAUGUCCAAUUAUAAGUAAUGAUGUUCUCCCCCGAGAUGAAUGGAAAAGGAAUAUUAAAACAUUCUUAUAUGAACAGUUGGAAGAUGAAAGGGGUUUGACGGCAUGUCUUAUGAUACAUUCCUGUAAUAAUAACAGGGAAAAGGUAGAAACAUGCGUGGAGACUCUAUGCAAAUAUUUAGAGAACAUUGUGACUCACCCUGAAGAGGAAAAGUAUCAAAAAAUAAGAAUGUCUAACAGAGUAUUCUGUGAACGAGUCCAACCUAUAGAGGGGUCGAUGGAACUAUUGUUGGCAGCCGGAUUUGUUCAGCAAAAACUGCCGAACUCUGAAGGGGUAGAAGAAGAUUUUUUAGUAUUUGUGAAGGAGAAUGUGCCAUCUGUUGAAAGUUUAAUUACUCUAAUCGAAGCGCUACGUUCUGCCGAGCCCAUACAGCUAGAGUUAGAUAGAAAUUUGCAAGUACUGUUGCCGUCACAAGCGGCAAAUAAAGUACAGUUGCCGCCAUCUUUCUACGCUCUCACUCCGGAGGAACUGAAAAGGGAACAACAACUUAGGACCGAAGCAAUAGAGAGAAGUCAAAUGUUACGUACGAAGGCUAUGAGGGAAAAGGACGAAAUGCGGGAAAUGCGAAAAUAUAAGUUCGCAAUUAUUAGAAUACGGUUCCCCGAUGGUAUUCUACUCCAGGGAACAUUUUCGGUUUACGAAAAAUAUAAUGAUAUACACGAAUUUGUACAAGAAAAUCUAGAACAUAGCGGUCUUCCCUUCGUCCUUAACACGCCAACAGGACAUAAGUUGAUUUUAGAGGAAGAUUCUAAUAAAACCCUUAUAGAUCUACGCCUUGUACCGGCCACAGUGCUCACUUUCGCUUGGCACAGUUCUAUCAUAGAAGAUAUAAACAGUAGCCCAAAUAAAGAUGUAUUUUUGAAACCAGAAGUCAUGGUUUUAGUCCAAGAAAUU